This is a messenger RNA of Cyphellophora attinorum, 3450 nucleotides long. RefSeq lists its product as uncharacterized. Bases 1 to 3450 code for a protein of 1149 amino acids. The record is from RefSeq and is a predicted model, not a curated record. NCBI's taxonomy places the organism in Eukaryota, Fungi, Ascomycota, Eurotiomycetes, Chaetothyriales, Cyphellophoraceae. The transcript has a single exon.
AUGGACUUUAUUCGUAGAAAGUCAGGCCCUCAGGCCGCACAUGGCCCCCAGGAGGAAGAGCCAUCAGCUGCACCACGAGUUCGCAACAGACUGUCUAAGCCUCGCAGCUUGAACCACAACCUCAAAGCCUCGAGCAGCCAGCUACGACUUGAGGCACUCGACACAGGUGCACAGCAUGCAGAACCUCGUUCAGAGUUUACUGUCGUGGAACCUACAGAGUCCGGUACUGACGGCCCCAGCACCAACCCCCGCGUCUCUGACCUGAUCACCCGCCUUGAGGCCAAUCAAAAGACAUCCUCGCAGACUUCACUGCCUCUGUCAAAACGCAGAGACUCAUACAGAGGAUCUAUGACAUCUAUAACAGAGCAGAAGCUCACGAGUCUCACCACUUCCUCGUCGCACCCUAGACUUACGACACUCAAGAACGACUCGAAGUCAACCAUCUCACCAGCACAGUCAGUCGACGAUCUCAGGCUUUCCGAGAUACCCAACUUCUCUCGCCGAUCCUCGUUCAAGCCUGGCGCCGCUACUAGGAAGAGCAGCCAGGUUGAGAUCAUCCUUGAAGAGCCCGAGCCCAACAAAAACAUGUUACAAGAUGACAAGCCACAACAAAGCUUCGUCGAUGACGACGCUAGGUCAUUCGUUGAAGGCGAUGAUGAAGCUUGGUACCCUCCUCCUCAAGUCGGUCGCCCUGAAACGCCGCGAAGCCUCAUCGACUACCCACACUUAGGCAGCUUGACUCCCGGAUCACUCCAGGUGACGAACGGUAGAGCCUCACCGACUGGUAGCAACAUGUCAAAGCAGCUCAUAACACACCAGUUCUCACGGCAGUCACGGGUGCGCGACGUCUCCAGUGAAUACGACCAAUCUGUCUAUGAUGAUCAGUCUUUGCCGGCAAGUCUCAAUGGUGAUUCGGUAUACUCAACCAAGAACCGGUACCGCGACUUUAGCUGGCAAAGUCGGGGAAGCUCCAAGCUCAGGAACGACGAUGCUCCUCCAAUGCCAGACACCGAUGCCGUCUGUUCAGAUCCUGCCUCUUUCUUGGCCGACGAAUAUAUGGCUGAGCUCCCAGCCAGCCCGUUCGCUGUGCGCAAAUCAAGUCUCCAGAACUUCGCUCAUCGGGUAGCCCUUGCCGGGCUCGAGGGAUCUGUCCGUCCUGAAAGCUACCUCAGCUAUCAGUCAGCUGACAUUCACGACGAGCGACGUGCCUCGUCACCAGUCCCGUCAGUCAAGUCAGAGACAGGCACGAUCUUGGUCACUACCACAAAAACGACCGAGGCCGAUGACGAUCUUUUCGAGGAUGAAGCCUUGGGUGGAUCGCCCACCAGAGAUCGUUUUGAAAGUAGUGACUCGUGGCAUGCUACAAGUGUAGUAGAUGAGAAUAGAGUGCAGAGCAACGACGGGCUCGACACCGAGUAUGCAGUCGACUUUACAACUGAAAAUCAAUUGACGCUGUUGCAAUCUGUUGGCGACGUUCAGGUCAGCAAGACCAUGUCAUCGACCACGAUCGAAAUCGAUACGACCAUGCUGACGCCGGCCCAGACAGCUGAGAUCCACGAAAUGGACGCGAAUGGCUACGAGUCCGAUUUGCGGUUCCACUCACCUAUCGAACUUGAGCCACUGUCGUCGUGGACCCCAAAUUUUUCCUCGCCGGAGCCUCGCAAGUCCUUUCACAAGUCCGACUCCGGCUACUCUUCGAACGUCUCCCUGCGGUCCUCGUCCGGUGAAAGGAAACAGAGCAUGUCGAAGAUAUCCUCGGAACUGGAUCGACGCAGUCUUGUCGGCAAGGUCUUUCGUCCAAUUCUGAAGAGUCGACGAACAUCUACCGAAGUUGUCACAACACGCAAGAGCACCGACAAAGCCCGCCCGACGCCGACCCGAGCUCAGACAUCGAUUGCAGCCUUGUCUGACGCACCUACACAGAGGCCGCCCCAAGCUGCAGUGGUCGAAGUCAAGAAGACCAACAGGUUGACUAAACGUCUGACUUCUGGCAAGCAAUUCCAGCCGGUGGUAUUACAAACCAUACAAAGCAUUGACGAUUUAUCCAUACCGCCCGUGUCAACCGAGGCAGCAGAACAUCUUCGCAUCCGCACCCAGGCGGUCCCUGAGCUUGAAAGUACUUACCGGUCCAUGGACCAUGUCCGCAACCGUCUCAGCGUCUCUACUGUCAGUAUGCUUGACGACUAUCCCGAGAUCCGCUUUCCAUCUCCGGAGCCGGAACGCAAGCAAGCACGGCGUCGAUCAUGGUUCGGCAAGGUCGUUGAAGAUAAGCCAAGCAAGCCAGAGAAGCCGGAACCCAAGUACAAGUCGAGCAAGAGAGAUAGCUGGAACGUCACGGACAUCAGUCAGGAGCACGCCAUGGCGAUCGUCAAUGAGUGGCAGACUCAGGCGCCAAGCUUAGGUGGAAGUCAUUACGACCAGAUCCCUAGCCGAAGAAACUCCAUGAAGCUCUACCAGCAGCAACAGCAGCAGCAGCAAGAGCCACAACAGGGAUUGCGGAGGCCUUCGAGGCUUCGACAGAAGAAGCGCAACAUGGACGACAAGGAGGCAGCAGAGUUUGCAAGGAUUAGAAGUGCUUCUAUUCGGGAGCGGGAUGCAUGGAAACAGCAACAGCCCGCUGUCCUCCGAAGGUCGACUUCUGGCCAGAGGACGUCGAUGGAGUCUCGUCGUUCCGCAUCGAGGAAGCGAUCCAGCAGGACCAGCAGCGCGACACGGACUACUCAGCCGAUUCCAGAAGCCAUCACGCAGCGGAUUCAAAAGGCUCUUUCCGCCUCUCGGGAGGCCUCCCGAGAAUCUAGUCCCCAUCGCAUGUUGAUGGACCAGGACGCAGAGGCCUCCCUGGGGGUUAACAUCCCUGCGCCGAACAUCGCUCCACCUCCACCUCCGCCUCCGCAUAGUCCACGGCCAAUGUCAAUUGACGAGGAAGAACACAGCAGUCCACCGCAUCCAAGUCAUGCUCCUCCACCUCCACCACCACAUUCGCCCCGACCAACAUCGAUCAACCAUGAUUACUUCUCCGAACAUCAAGCAGUGGCAGAGGACGAUUUCGCGCCUCCACCGCCAUCGCACUCCCCACGCCCAAUGGAUGUCACUCCCACGCAGGAGGAAGCUGAUCCGUGGGCGGCGCAGGCGGACAGAUGGAGAGCACUGAGACGACAGGUCUCUCAAGAAGCAGUCCGCGAGUCAGGUAUUCAUGUUGGGCAGUAUGAGACUGACGUCUAUCCCUCCUUGCCUCCGAUGAACAGACAACUGCCAAACAGGUAUACUAUCACCAAUGGAACCUAUGACCCACAAAGUGGAUGGGAGGACGGAUUCGGCUACAAGCAGGACCGCACCUACAGCUAUGCUCAUGAGGCAUGGACGUGGGAUACGCAAGGUCAAUACCAUCAGCAGCAGCACUACACAGCGUCGCCAUCGGCCUGGAAGGGCUACUAUGGCAACCAGUAUUGA